Molecule: messenger RNA, 1716 nt
Organism: Neurospora hispaniola
Lineage: Eukaryota; Fungi; Ascomycota; Sordariomycetes; Sordariales; Sordariaceae
Product: RNA splicing factor Pad-1
Exons: 4
Coding region: 1-1716 (571 amino acids)
Biological process (GO): mRNA processing
Cellular component (GO): nucleus
Molecular function (GO): U1 snRNP binding; RNA binding
Source: RefSeq, a predicted model, not a curated record
AUGUCGGGCUUAGACGUCGAGGCCCUCCUCGAUUCCACUGCCUCUAGCAAGGAGCAGCAGAUGGAUGUCGACCCUCCUACCACCAACGGCGGCGCUGAUCAGAAUGGUUCCAAAUCCGAACGCCGCGACCGUGACAGUGACCGCGAUAAAGAGCGCGAGCGAGACCGUGACCGGGGCCGAGAUAGCAGCAGGGACCGUGGCAGGAGAUAUCGUGACCGUAGUUCGGGUCGCCUUCGCAACUCGUCGAGUGAGGCUGGUAGAGACACCCCCCGCAGUGAUGCCGGAAGUCACCGAAGUAGGCGUCGGAGCCGGAGCCGUGAUUCUGGCAGACACUCACGCCGUCACAGAGAUGGAGACUACUACCGAGGCCGCCGAGGCCGCUCCCGAUCUCGCUCCCCGAACCGCUACUACCGGCCCCGGGGCGACGAUCGCCGCGACCGCGGUGACAGCUACCGUCGACGUGACGACGACCGCCGCAGCGGCAGAAACACCCCAAGGGCCCGGGAUGGUACUCCUCAGCCCCUGACCGAGGACGAGCGCGAUCGUCGCACCGUGUUCGUGCAGCAGUUGGCUGCCCGUCUGCGCACUCGCGAACUCAAGGAGUUUUUCGAAAAAGUCGGUCCUGUUGCCGAGGCCCAGAUUGUGAAGGACAGGGUCAGCAAUCGCUCCAAGGGCGUUGGUUAUGUUGAAUUCAAGAACGAAGACUCCGUCCAAGCCGCUCUACAGCUCACUGGCCAGAAACUCCUAGGUAUUCCUGUCAUCGUCCAGCUUACCGAGGCUGAGAAGAACCGCCAAGUGCGCACCACAGAGACCUCUGGACACCACCCCAACUCGAUUCCCUUCCACCGACUCUACGUGGGCAACAUCCAUUUUAGCAUCACGGAGCAAGAUUUGCAGAAUGUGUUUGAGCCCUUUGGUGAGCUCGAGUUUGUACAGCUCCAGAAGGAUGACAACGGUAGGAGCCGUGGUUACGGAUUUGUACAGUUCCGUGACGCUGGUCAGGCCAGAGAGGCCCUCGAAAAGAUGAACGGGUUCGACCUCGCUGGUCGCCCGAUUCGUGUGGGACUUGGAAACGAUAAGUUUACCCCAGAGUCCACUGCCAAUCUCCUGCAGAGGUUCCAAGGCCAGAAUCAUCAUCAACAAUUCCAGGGAUCUGCUUUCUCGGGCGCCGGUGGACGUGGCCCCGCUACCUCCAAUUUUGAUCGCGCUGGCGCACGCGACAACGAAAAAGGCACCGGUGCCAGUGCUCUCGACGACACCGACGUCGCUGGUGUCAACUUCAACAACUAUAGUCGUGAUGCCCUGAUGAGAAAGUUGGCACGAACUGACGAGCCACCUGCUAGCGUCAUUCCUGAGCGACAGAUUCUCAAGCCCAAGACGGAGACCAAGCCGCUGCCUGUCAACGUGAACAUGGCCAGCCGAUGCGUUGUUCUCCACAACAUGUUUGACCCUGCUGAGGAAGAGGGUGAGAACUGGAUCAAGGAGCUCGAGGACGAUGUCCGCGAAGAGGCCGAGGCCAAGUAUGGCCACGUCGUUCACAUUUCUCUAGAUCCCAACUCGGCCGGCGACAUCUACCUCAAGUUCGAUAAGGUCCAGGGAGGAGAAAACGCCAUCAAGGGCUUGAACGGCCGGUAUUUCGGUGGGAGAAUGAUUACCGCUGCACCUGUUGUGGACGCGGUCUACAGCAGUUUGUUCUCUCGCUCAAAGGCGAUCUAA